AUGGAAAACAGACGGAAAACAGUGGAAGAAAACGGGAACGAUGGUGCCCUGGACAAGUUAUAUGAGACAACCAAUAAACAGGAAAGUAAAAUAUCCAGAAACAUAGUAAUUAAUUGGUUGAAAGAUAAACUUCUAUUGAUAUUAUUGAUGUUAGGUGUGGCUAUUGGUUUUGGUUUAGGUUUUGGAUUACGUCAAGCUCCAAAAUCUGAAAGUUUACUGUUAUGGAUAGGUAUGCCUGGAGAAUUGUUUAUGAGAAUGCUAAAAGUAACAUUAUUACCACUACUUGUUAGCUGUAUUAUAAUAGGAGCAUCAUCAUUAGAUCCUAAAUCCAGUGGUAAAGUUAGCAUAGUAUCACUAUCGUACAUAAUACUUACAAAUGCUGUUGGUUCAUUGCUUGCUCUGGCUGUAACCUUUGCUAUACAACCGGGAAAAGAUCAAGCGAUACCAGACGAUCUGAUGUCAACUAGGCCAGACACCAGAAAUCUUAUGACAGAAGACAUUUUCGCUGAUCUCAUCAGGAAUCUAUUUCCAGACAACAUGGUAUCAGCAGCUAUACAGAAGAGUCAGACAGUAUAUACACCCCAGAUGUUUAAUACUGUAGAAAAUACAACUAAUGGUUUGACUAAUGUUACUGUUGAGUUUUUAAAAAGAUCUGUUAAAAGUACUUCGGGUAGUAAUAUUUUAGGUAUUAUUAUUAUUUGUGCUGCCCUUGGUGUAGCUGCUUCACAACUUGAGGAAGAAUCCAGACUAUUUAUUGACUUCUUUAAAGCUAUCUAUGCUGUAAUAGCAAAAGUACUAAAAUGGAUUGUUUGGCUAACACCUAUAGGAGUUGCUAGUUUAAUAGCGGAAUCUGUAUUGAAAACAGAAAGGCUUGAAGAAACAUUUAGUAGUUUAGGUUACUUUGUAUUAACCAUCGUAGUUGGAUUGUUUAUACAUUUCUUUAUAUUUAUCCCUGCUUUAUAUUUCAUCAUUAUGAGGAAGAAUCCUGUUAAUUUCAUAAUUGUCGCUAUGCGACCCGUGUUGACCGGAUUUGCACCUCCCAGCUCGGCAAUUGCAAUGCCAGAAAUUUUUAGAGUUUGCGAUGAGAAGCUGAAUAUUAAUAAAUCAGUAUCUGGCUUUACGGUACCAUUAGCUACAUCGAUAAAUCGUGAUGGAAGCUGUUACUUUAUAGCAGUAACGGCUAUUUAUAUUGCUCAAGUAAACCAAGAUGAACUAAAUGCAGCUACCAUUAUAAUGAUGGCCUUGUUAGCUACUAUUGGUUCGUUAGCUAUUCCAUCUAUACCAAGUGCAUCCGUCGUUACACUUCUGAUUAUAUUAUCAUCUUUAAAUAUGGAAGCUCGGAAUAUUGGGUUAAUAAUGGCAGUGGAAUGGUUCACCGAUCGUCUUCGAACAUCCUGUAAUGUGCUCAGUUCCACGUUGUGUUGUGUAGUGACAAAUAAAUUAUGUGGAUUUGCAAAUAAGAAUAUUGAUAUAGAAACACCAGUAAUUGAGAAAAUACCAAAUCCUGAAGAAACGCGGCUUUAG
This is a messenger RNA of Lottia gigantea (owl limpet), 1524 nucleotides long. RefSeq lists its product as hypothetical. Gene Ontology annotation, cellular component: plasma membrane. Bases 1 to 1524 code for a protein of 507 amino acids. Lineage: Eukaryota; Metazoa; Mollusca; Gastropoda; Lottiidae. Gene Ontology annotation, biological process: L-glutamate transmembrane transport. The transcript is spliced from 10 exons. The record is from RefSeq and is a predicted model, not a curated record. Gene Ontology annotation, molecular function: glutamate:sodium symporter activity; neutral L-amino acid transmembrane transporter activity; L-glutamate transmembrane transporter activity.